CUUCUACCUCUCUUCCUUUUUAUUUAUCUGUCUCUCUCUCUCUCUCUCUCUCGCCACCGAUCAUCACGAGAGCCACCACCGCCCUCGAAAUCAACGUCAUCCGCCGCUUCUUUUGAUCUCUCUCUUUCUCAAAAGAUGCAUGCGUUGCUUGAUUGCGGAAUUCUGAGAAGUUCCAAUUCAAUCGAUUGAAAAGAAAAAGCUGAUUUUGGGAUCUAUCACCAGCUAUGGAUCGGAAACGUUGAGAUUGAUUUUAACCCAUUUGCAUACCGACGUUUCUGGGUUUUGAUUGAUCUGUGUAAAUUUUGGUGCUUUUUUUUUGAGCUAUAUCAUGAGCAGUAGUGUUCAAGGAGAGACAAUGGAUCUUGAUUUGAAUCAAGAACCAUCUUCUGAUUCUGAGUCUCCGGCUAGUUUGAUGACGGAGCUUUCUCCUUGGUUAAAUGAGAUUGAAUCUGCUCAAGAACGGAUUGAAGAACGCAUUAGAGAGCUCGAAGCUAUAGUUUCAAGAAUCAGGGGACGAGAAACUACAACAACAACAGCAACAACAACACCGGCUUUGGUCUCGCCUAACGAACAUAGAGAUUCAACUGCUGGAGUUAUACAUGAGCGUUCUAGAGAGAGACUUGUGGAGAACGGCGAAAACAAGACUUAUUUGAUAGCAAAGGCAUUGAACAUGGAGAAGACAAGUUCUGUUCCUGGUGGGUUCUUUGACUGCAACAUAUGUUUAGAGAAAGCUGAAUCUCCUAUUUUGACUUGUUGUGGUCAUUUGUUCUGUUGGGGUUGUUUCUAUCAGCUGCCUUUGAUUUACUUAAACAUAAAGGAAUGUCCGGUUUGCGAUGGAGAAGUGACAGACGCUGAGGUGAUUCCGAUAUACGGUAAUGGAGAUGAUUGUGUUAGUACUAAACCCAAGUUUGAAGACUGUGGUAUUACUCUACCUCCAAGGCCUAAUGCUAAAAGAGUUGAAAGUGUUCGUCAAAAGAUCAUAAACCGAGGGAUUCCUUUCAUCCAUGGGCACGAUCACGAAACUAUCGAACAUAUUAGGAGAACUAUUGACUCCAUAGGACUACACGCGUUAGCUCAAGGCGAGGAGUUUGGUUUGACAAACAUAAUAAACAAUGGAGGAGACAAUAGUGGGCAACAACAACAACAACAUCAUCAUCUGGCUUUAGGACCUUUGAGGUUAAUGACACCAUUUGCUAGUUUCCCAGGUCUUGUAGUUGAUACCUCGGACAUAACCCCCUUUGAUGAUGAUGCUUUUGAUGUUGAUAGUUUUGUUGACACAACUAGUCUGAGAAGAAACCGUAGAAGACCUUCACCAGCGGUACGAGCCUCUGCCUCUUCUUAUCAGAGAAACCGAAGUAACAAUGAUUCUCAGACGAUUUCGUUCAGGCUCGGUUCUACAGCUUCAUCAUCACAUAGAGGGUUUGCUGUUCCGAGCUCCUCCAUUGCGACGAGAAGCCAAGCUGUAAAUCCGACUGAAGUGGUUACUUCGGGUACUUCUGCUUCAUCGUCUAGGAGAAGAACAGAAGAUGUAAACAAUGGACCUCGGACCAGGUCUAGAAGGAGGCUGAGGUAACUGUAAUAAAACCUUCGCCAGAAUCUUGACACCCUCGUCUGAUUUUGGACUGUUGCUGAAUUUCCUUCAUUACUAAAAACCACAUUUGACACACCAUGUCUGUCUGAUGUAUGUAUGCACAUUCUAUGUGUCCUUGUAAUUUCUGCUAGCCUCUUAAACUUCUCGAUAUCAUAGCUUUGUUUUUUUGGGAAAAUAAUUUAUAUAAUAACUUAA
This is a messenger RNA of Camelina sativa (false flax), 1786 nucleotides long. The record is from RefSeq and is a predicted model, not a curated record. Lineage: Eukaryota; Viridiplantae; Streptophyta; Magnoliopsida; Brassicales; Brassicaceae.